This is a messenger RNA of Nipponia nippon (crested ibis), 1626 nucleotides long. Lineage: Eukaryota; Metazoa; Chordata; Aves; Pelecaniformes; Threskiornithidae. The record is from RefSeq and is a predicted model, not a curated record.
AUGGACUGCGCCUUUCCCUUCAGCUCUGCCACACAACGCUUGCUGCAGCUGGACGAGGAACAGCUGGAUCAGUGGAAGUACUCUCGGCGUGUAAGGCCCCAGUACCACCACAGUGAGCACAGCCUGAACCCAGUUGGCCAGGGAUGCCAGAACAGUCGCUUGGAGCCACUGGAGUGCCGGGAUCUGCUGGUCCAGAAUGCGCUCUUCACUGGGGACCUGGAGAUGCUGCGGAAGUACUUCACCAAGAGCGCAGCCAUCAAUCUCAUCAUUGAGACCAAGGGGGAUGAGCUGCGCUGGACUAGCAGAAAAUUUGGUUCUGGGUACUGCAUCAUGGGUAGCAUCACGGGCAGAGGAGACAAGAGUCAGGAGCCCAUUUGCACGCGGAAGGUGGAUGGCCUUGCCCAGGUCUACUGGCAGGCCCUGCUGACUGGGGAUCAGGGGACUGUGGCCGAGAUCCUCAGCAACCCUCAGAACAACCUGAGUCCCAAUGCUGUGUUUGACACCAGUGACCUGGAAGAGUGGAAAAACUACCGCUUCAACUUCCGCCGGCUGAAUCUUUGGUCUCUGAGCUACGAGCAGGAGCUCACCACGCCGCUGCACAUCACGGCCAGCCGGGGCUACACAGACUGCCUGCGGCUCCUGCUGCUCCGGGGUGCUGCCGUCAACUUUGCACCAGGGGGUAAGACUGCCCUGCAUGAGGCUUGUGCGGCAGCCAGGACAGACUGCGUGCGCCUGCUGCUCGGCUUUGGUGCUGACCCUGAGGCUGUCUCUGAGGAUGGCUACAAGCCCCUGCAUCUCUGCAAGAGCCCAGACUCUAUCGAGUGUGUCCAGCAGCUGCUGCAGCAUGGCGCCAGUGUGAACAGUCAGACAGAGGAGGAAGACGACACAGCACUGCAUGUAGCAGCACGGCAUGGCCUAGUAGACCACGUCCAGCUGCUUCUGCGCUCUGGGGCAGAGCUGGAGGCAAAGAAUGAGGAGGGGCAGACGCCACUGAAUGCUGCCUGUGCUCAGCCCCAUCAACCCCAGGACAUGGACCGCUACUACCGGGUCUGCCAGCUGCUGGUGGAGAGUGGUGCUAGCAUCAAUGCUGCAGACAGGGACCGCCAGCACCCUCUUCACCUGGCCUGCAAGAACGCCAAUGCUCAAGUAGCAGAGUUACUGCUGGCCCGGGGUGCAAACGUCAACGUCAUGAACUACAGCGGCAACACGGCACUGCACAAUAUCCUGCAAGCAACUGCCUACAAGCUAGAGCACCACCCAGAGCUUGUGGUGCAAGCCCUGCUCAACUACGGUGCCAUCCGCAUCUGGCCUGGCUCCCUCCUCAAGGUGCUGCGGUACUGCCAUACCUGCCCGCGAGUCAUCGAGGCCCUGAUGAACAGCUAUGAUCACGUGCGUGUCUCCGAGGACUGGGUGGAAGCCGUUCCAGUAGAGGUUGUACAGAAAUACCCACAUUUCUACCAGUCGCUUUUCUCCCUGGAGCAAAGACCUCGCUCCUUGCAGCACCUGGCUCGCUACACACUCAGGACCUUCCUGGAGGGCCGGUUGCUUCUGGUCCUGUCUCAGCUGCACCUGCCAAGUGCCUUGCACCGUUUCCUGCUGCUCAGCUUUGAGGACGUCCUCUACUAA